AUGGGCAAUCUCAUUUGGCACAAUUGGGCUCGCUACGUAACUGUCGUAGCCAGUCUCUAUGCAAUUUGGGCAGGCUUUUGGGGGAUUUAUUUCCGCAAGUUUUUCUGGGACUUCAUUGGUGGGACUCUGCGUGAUCCUGGAGGACUCCAGCCCUCCCCGAAGGUGUCCUUUUUCAUCACUAUCAUUGUCAAGUUCCCAAUUAUCCAGAUAUCGACAAUACUUUCGGCGAUGACUCUUGUCGCCCUCGAAUAUCCACUGCCCAUGUUCAAGGGCACUGCCUUGCAUCGCAGCUUCAUUCUAAGAGUUGUGCUAUUAAUAUUGCAGGCAUUUAUAGCCGUGUUAUUUUAUCAAGGCACAAAUGCCACGUUAUAUUCGCUUAUCGGCGCGAUAGGUUAUACACGCGCCAUAGUUCUCGGGGAGACCAUGGAAGACGCGAAGAACAAUAGAGGAAAAGGCGGACAUGCCUAA
Molecule: messenger RNA, 468 nt
Organism: Fibroporia radiculosa
Lineage: Eukaryota; Fungi; Basidiomycota; Agaricomycetes; Polyporales; Fibroporiaceae
Exons: 4
Coding region: 1-468 (155 amino acids)
Source: RefSeq, a predicted model, not a curated record